Molecule: messenger RNA, 3062 nt
Organism: Vanessa atalanta (red admiral)
Lineage: Eukaryota; Metazoa; Arthropoda; Insecta; Lepidoptera; Nymphalidae
Gene: cts
Product: D-xylose transporter
Exons: 11
Coding region: 207-1733 (508 amino acids)
Biological process (GO): transmembrane transport
Cellular component (GO): membrane
Molecular function (GO): transmembrane transporter activity
Source: RefSeq, a predicted model, not a curated record
ACCGCGCGGCAAGCCCCAGCGCACGCGCAGAAAUAGCAGCCUAGUUAAAUUAAUUUAGAGGUUGUCUGUUUAAAUUUACCACAGAUAAUAAAUCGUUUCUGACGUUUAACAUUUGAUUUCCGCGCGCUUUUUUCUGAGCGGGAUUCAGUUGUGUUUGAAUAUUGUUUUUUUUUCUAUGUUAUCUGCAGUCUAAGGAAUAAAUCAAAAUGUUCCACGGAGGCAUUUGGAGCAAACUUCAGAAUUUCUACAAGUGGUACGUGCUGGGCUUGGUGUCGGUCGGCUACAUUCUUGGCGAAUUGGGACACUACCUCAUUGGAACGACAUCAAAAGUAACGGCAGAGGAUCUACAUUAUGGAGACAAAUCUUGUAUGUUGAACGCGACCCACCUGACUCUCAGUCAGCUGCCGGUCGUGUGUGAGAAGGUCAACUCCAGUGAUAUGUGUGAGACUCUUACACUAAAUGGAUCCAGAUACUGCGAAUGGGGCUAUAAUGGACUGGGAAUUGAUUACCAAGUUCUCGCCGGUCCAGCCUUCAUGGCGGUGUUCACAGUCGUCGGUGUCAUCCUCGGCGUGGCGGCUGAUAGAUUUAACAGAAGUCGCAUCUUAAGUGUAUGCACGUUGAUAUUUGUAAUAGCCAUUCUUCUUAUGGGAACCGUAAAAGAAUACUGGCAUUUAGUUCUCCUACGGAUGGUAAUGGCGGCUGGAGAAUCCGGUUGCAAUCCGCUAGCAACGGGCCUUUUGACGGACUUGUUCCCUGAACAUCAAAGGGCGCUGGUCUUAUCUAUAUUCAACUGGGGUAUAUAUGGCGGCUACGGAAUCGCGUUUCCCGUUGGGAGGUACAUCCCGGAUAUUAAUGCUUGGGGACUGAGCUGGCGAGUCUGCUACUACGGAGCUGGUAUCAUCGGACUUGUUAUCGCUGCGAUCACUUUCUUGACACUUCGCGAACCAGCUAGAACAACUAUCGGAGAAGAAGGAGCUGGCAACGCCAAAGGUGGGGACUCUGCUCUGGAAUCAGGAAAGAAAAUGCCUCAAGUCACCAUCUGGCAUGUGAUCGCGCAACCGAGAAUCAUUCUUCUUUGCUUGGCAGCCUCCAUCAGACAUUGCGGCGGUAUGACGUUUGCAUACAACGCGGACCUGUACUACCGUGACUAUUUCCCCGACGUCGACCUCGGCUGGUGGCUGUUCGCCGUCACCGUCGGCAUCGGCUCCAUCGGCGUCGUCGUCGGCGGCGUCGUCUCCGACAAAUUCGUGUCAAAGAUGGGUGUGAGGUCUCGAGUACUGGUCCUGGCUCUGUCUCAGCUGAUUGCGACGCUGCCGGCGUUUGGUUCAGUCGUGUUCGGACCCUUAUGGGCCAUGAUCACCCUCGCUAUCUCAUACUUCUUUGCUGAAAUGUGGUUCGGAAUCGUCUUCGCUAUUCUAGUGGAAAUUGUGCCUCUGUCGGUACGCUCAACGACCGUCGGCGUUUUCCUCUUCGUUAUGAACAACGUUGGAGGAAACCUGCCGAUUCUGGUCGACCCGGUCUCGAAGGCGAUCGGCUACAGAGAAGCUAUUAUGAUCUUCUACGCAGGCUUCUAUGGCAUUAGCAGCAUCAUGUUCUUCCUCACGAUGUUCUUGAUGGACGGUCCCGUGGAGAAGUCUGAGGCCACGGACGACAAGCCGAGCGGACUCGACAACAGAGCCUUCUCGCACGACGAGCUCAGGAACGGAAGGACAAACGAAAACAUCAGACUAUAAGACUAUGAUUCCAGUGAAAGACACAUUCGUUACAAAUGUUUUAAAUUAUGUUUAGCGUCGAUGUGGUAGAGUCCGAUUACGAGAUCGACCUUUGUUUUUAUGAUGGAUGUUGUGGUGAUGUUUUUGAAAAACUUCAACGAUUUUUGCAACAGGAAACGCGUUGUUUAAGUUAUACAGUUUCCCUGGUAUAAAUGAAUACAGACUCGUCUGGGUGGUACUCUUACUCGACAGUCCCCUAACACCAAAAAUAAUACAUUAUAUCCAUAUAUUCCGGCUUCAAGAUGAGGUGAGCCAGUGCAAUUACAGGCACAUUGAACAUCUUGGCUUUCCUAGUUGGAGCCGCCAAUCUAAGCGACGCCGACCAAAGUCUAAGUUAUUUAUAUAUUUUGCCCUUUUCAAAUUUUAAGUCUCGCUGCGUAUUUGGUACACUGGCCUUUUAACAUACACUGGUUAACUGGUCUAAAAGAAUGGCCUGUGACGUGGUGUUAUUGUUUUCUACUGUUAUUACUCAAUGAAAUGAUUUACAAAAAAAAAAAAAUCUAUGGCAAACAUCUGAAUUUAUAAAUGCUUUCAUAUUUGAUUUUUAAAUAUGAUCUUAUUUGAUUAAAACUGUAAAUUUAAAAAAUUAUCAUUAUAUUCAUUAAAUGUAAAAAAGAAAGUGCAAAUAAUUGAUUCUGCUUAAGUAAAUUAUAUUAUUAACUGUUCAUUCUACUACAAGGCCUCUCUAUUCUAUAAGACGUCUAUGAAAAUCAAAUGAUACUUAAAAAAUGUAUAUUGCUCAAUUCACUUUCAAAGUUCAAACGGAAAAUAUCAGUACGAAUUAAACAGACUAUGCUAAUUACUCUAUUAUUUUAUACAACUUUCUUUAGUUAAAAAAUAUCGUUCAUCUAGUUUGCUCUAGUUGUUCAUCUAGUUAGCUUGCAUGGCUACAAAACCCUACAAUAUACAUAGCACUCGAAAAAAAAUAGUUCCGUUUUUUCAGCAGUCAAUGUCAAAGGUAAAAAAAUAUCUGCCAUAAAAAAAUUAUGUCUUAGAUAGCAUUCAUAUGUUAGCUAACUUGUUAGACAUUUGAAUCAAACAACUCUCUAAGAAAAUCAGAAUAAAUGACGAAUUUCAAAUAUAUUUAUUUUAUCUUCCUUAUAUUUAAAAUUAAAUAAGUGUUCCAUUUAUAAAAUGGCUUUGUCCAAAGUGCGAGCGAGAAGAGAAAUACAUAUUGACAUAUGAAGAUAUGAGACAAAAUAUUGAAAAAGUUCUGUUUUAAAACUAUGCAUAACUAUGUACUUCCGUUCCUCUGUAGGUUAAGAAUUAAAUGUACAAGUAAGGUUGUUU